Messenger RNA from Fonsecaea multimorphosa CBS 102226, 942 nucleotides. RefSeq lists its product as uncharacterized. Lineage: Eukaryota; Fungi; Ascomycota; Eurotiomycetes; Chaetothyriales; Herpotrichiellaceae. The transcript has 2 exons. Bases 1 to 942 code for a protein of 313 amino acids. The record is from RefSeq and is a predicted model, not a curated record.
AUGAUACUCAAGAACUUUCUCCUCCCAGAUUCGGCACCAAGAUUGGACAUAUCUGCUCUGCCUACCAGCCGACUGCAAUUGCCGGAUCGAUGGCUCUUUGAGGACGGCAACGUUGAUACCCAGGUCGCACGCCAAGAUUCCCCAGUCUACAGCUUUUUGAUCUCGCACCCGUCCGGGAAGCAUAUUCUUUUUGACCUGGGCUUGAGAAAGGAGCUCGAAAACAACCCAGAUGUCAUCCGGAACGAUUAUGGAGCAAUAUCGCCUGAAGCACCCAAGGACGCUGUCAAUCUUCUGGCGGAAGGGCCUGUCUCGGCCUCAGAUAUCGACGCCGUGGUGUUCAGCCAUCUUCAUUUCGACCAUACGGGCGAUUGCACCAAAUUCCCUCAGGCGUCGCUGAUCGUCGGUCCAGGGAGCCGCGCAGCAACCACGCCGGGCUGGCCCAAGGACCCUGCCUCGCCGUUUCUGUCAUCGAUUCUCGAUCAUCCAAAGUUCCGGGAAUUGAGCUUCGAAAGGGAGACGUGGAUCGAACUUGGUCCUUUCGAGCGAACGUAUGACUAUUUUGGCGACGGCAGCCUAUAUCUCGUCGACACACCGGGCCAUAUGCCGGGCCAUUUGGGCGCGCUCGUCCAUUCAGGGCCAGGCGAAUGGGUUUUCACCGGUGGCGAUUGCUGUCACCAUCGGUCGUUGCUGAUGGGCAGGAGACCCAUGAGUGUGACUGUGGGUCCGAAUGGGACGAAGAGCUUCCAUAAAGACCCCGAAACUGCAAAGAGAACGAUAGAAAGGGUCAGAGACUUGGAUAACGACGAGAGCUUUUUGGUCGCAUUGCCACAUGACGCCACUUUGGAUGGCAUUAUGCCUCUGUAUCCGGAAAAGCUGAAUGGUUGGAGGAAUAGUCAGUGGAAGAAGGACUUGGAUACCAGGAUUGCCACACUGUUUCCUUAA